UGGUUCUCACCUUCCACCAGGUGGGUCCCGGGAUGGAACUCCGGGUUCUCAAGGCUUGCCGGAAAGUGUCACUACCAUCUUGAAGGCCCACUGCCAGGCUUUUUUCUUUGGAAUUCUUUUGUUGUUUGGAUUUGGUUUUUGUUUUCUUUUUAGAGACAGGGUUUCUCUCCGUAGCCUUGGCUAUCCUGGAGCUUGCUAUACAGAUCAGGCCAACCUUGAACUCACAGAGAUCCACCUGCUUCUGCCUCUCAAGUGCUCUGGUUAAAGAAGUGAGCCACCAGGCAGGCCCAGCCUUAUUCUUUGGAAUUCUAAGGACAAUUUGACUCCCCUCCCCUGGAACGUAUUUAUUUAUGAAUGAGACAGUCUCAUGUCUUGCUCUGGGAUGAGACUUAUCUUGACCUGAUGCUCCGUCCUCCACGGCCUAAGAUUAGAGGUGUGCCCCUGUUUUAUACCGACUCGGGUUUGGGAUCCAGGGCUUGGUACACGUUGGCAAGCCCUCUACCAACUGAGCCACAUCCCCAGCCUCCCCGCAAAGCCGCAAACUUUCUUGUUUGAAAGGACGGGGAAGGCCUGCAGAGGGGGGUGGCUCUGAGCCCCUCUGCGUCGCUCUCCGCCUAAAUUCCUCCUCUCCGGAUUGUGCAGGCCUGUUUUACAGGUGGCUGGCACACGUACGAGUCCAAUCCGCCCCCAUCCUGCUGCUGGGGAUGGAACCAGAGCCGCUCGGGUGCUGGGCAAGCCUCCGCGCUGACCUGCCUCCCUGCUUCCUUCUCACCCAUUUUAAAGACGGAGAGACAUCACACCCGACGAGGGAGCCCGGUCGGUCGGGGUGGACCUCCCCAGCGCGGCCACCAGGGGCUGCGGGCACCCCAAGGGGUGGAGGCAGGUGCUAAUGAAACCAGGUCCCGGGGCCCCCUCCUCUCCCGGGACUCUGAGCCCGGGAGGGAAGGCGCCAGGUAGAGGCUGAGGCAGGGUUGGGGCGGGGAAAUCGAGGCACCCGCCCUCCGCAAGCUUGGACUCAAUAAGGUUGGCAGAGAGCUGUGGGCAACCGCUGGCCGGCGCCGCCUCUUCGUGCGGCCCGGAGCGACCCGCCCGCCCCGUCCCCGCGGAUCCGCAGCUCGGCUGGGUCCGCACGGCUUGGCCUGGACCCUGGACAGACCGGCGAGGUGAGGCCGGUCGGGCCAAGCCCUCCGCGCUGCCUCUCACGGGGGAGGGGUCUCUGCCCGUUCAGGUCACCCACUUCCUUCCUGUUCGGCUCAGCUGAGAGGUGCGAGUGGGGAGUCUACAGCAAACCCCGCGCUGGGUGACCUGGGGCAAAUUGCUGACCCUCUCUGAGCCUUUUUGCAAAGCACGGAACGAGGGAUUCCAGGAUCCGCACUAGCAGGGACUGGAGGGAUUGGUGGGAAUAAAGACUCGGUGAUCGCCAGUUCUGCUCCAGGAGCUGGAUCGCCUCUUACCGCCUCAGUGAGCAGCCUGUGCUUCCUCCAGGAUGGACGCACAGACGGUGCUGCUGGGCCUGCAGAUCAUGUCACUCCCGCUCCUGGCUCACUGUGCAGCCCCUACUCCCACCCUGAGAUUUGUGGCUGUGGGUGACUGGGGCGGGGUCCCCAAUGCCCCAUUCCACACAGCUCGGGAAAUGGCCAAUGCUAAAGAAAUCGCCAGAACCGUGCAGAUUAUGGGUGCUGACUUCAUCAUGUCCCUGGGGGACAAUUUCUACUUCACUGGAGUGCAUGAUGCCAAUGACAAGAGGUUCCAGGAAACUUUUGAGGAUGUGUUCUCCGACCGUGCCCUGCGCAAUGUCCCCUGGUACGUGCUGGCUGGAAACCACGACCACCUUGGCAACGUCUCAGCACAAAUUGCCUACUCCAAGGUCUCCAAGCGCUGGAACUUCCCAAGCCCGUACUACCGUUUGCACUUCAGAAUUCCACGGACAAAUGUCACUGUGGCCAUCUUCAUGCUGGACACGGUGAUGCUGUGCGGCAACUCUGAUGACUUCAGCAGUCAGCAGCCCAAAAUGCCCCGAGACCUGGGGGUGGCCCGCAGCCAGAUGUCCUGGCUCAAAAAGCAGUUGGCAGCAGCCAAGGAAGACUAUGUUUUGGUGGCUGGCCACUACCCCAUCUGGUCCAUUGCUGAACACGGACCCACUCGCUGCCUGGUCAAGCACUUGCGGCCACUGUUGGCCACAUACGGGGUCACUGCCUACCUGUGUGGACAUGACCACAACUUGCAGUAUCUGCAGGAUGAAAACGGAGUGGGCUAUGUGCUGAGUGGGGCCGGCAACUUUAUGGACCCCUCUGUGCGACACCAGCGCAAGGUCCCCAACGGCUACCUACGCUUUCACUACGGAUCUGAGGACUCCCUGGGUGGCUUCACGUAUGUGGAGAUAAGCCCCAAAGAAAUGAGCAUCACCUAUGUGGAAGCUUCUGGAAAAUCACUCUUCAAGACCAGCCUCCCCAGGAGACCCAGACUCUGAACACCUAGGAUUCUGCUUGUCCCCUGGUGGCUCUGAGGCAGGAAGCCUCUGCACGCAUGGUGGGUAGGUGCUGUGAGGACCUCACCCACAGGCAGCUUUUCCUCUGCCCUUGAUGCUCUGGCAGAGUAGGAAAGGAAACCACAGAGGCUUACAUACACGAAAGAAGUAUGGGCACACGGACUCGCCCCACCCCACUGCCAGGCUCACCCCUGAGGUUUUGGGGUAGAGCUUUCUUGGAGUGAGGCUUUCUUCUAACUCAAGCAUUUUUAUUGUCACCGCUAUUCAAUAAAAGAAUAGUUGUCGAGGCUGCA
This is a messenger RNA of Peromyscus californicus insignis, 2781 nucleotides long. RefSeq names its product acid phosphatase 5, tartrate resistant (gene Acp5). Lineage: Eukaryota; Metazoa; Chordata; Mammalia; Rodentia; Cricetidae. The coding region runs from base 1487 to 2470 and encodes 327 amino acids. The transcript is spliced from 6 exons. Gene Ontology annotation, molecular function: ferrous iron binding; ferric iron binding; acid phosphatase activity. Gene Ontology annotation, biological process: bone resorption. The record is from RefSeq and is a predicted model, not a curated record.